Messenger RNA from Scophthalmus maximus (turbot), 2927 nucleotides. It is a transcript of the gene capn2b, whose product is annotated as calpain 2, (m/II) large subunit b. Gene Ontology annotation, molecular function: calcium-dependent cysteine-type endopeptidase activity; calcium ion binding. The transcript is spliced from 19 exons. NCBI's taxonomy places the organism in Eukaryota, Metazoa, Chordata, Actinopteri, Pleuronectiformes, Scophthalmidae. Gene Ontology annotation, cellular component: cytoplasm. Bases 79 to 2169 code for a protein of 696 amino acids. The record is from RefSeq and is a predicted model, not a curated record. Gene Ontology annotation, biological process: proteolysis.
UCCCCCUCGGGCGGACUUGUGUCUGAGUCUUCGUGGUGAACGGAGUUGAGAGAAGAAGUUCCUCUGUCUCGUCUCAUCAUGUCCGGCGUCGCGUCCACCCUCGCCAAGCAGCGGGCCAUGGCCGCCGGGUUCGGCACCAACGCCAACGCGACGCGGUACCUGAACCAGGACUUCGCCGCGCUGCGCGCGCAGUGUCGCUCCGCCGGGAAACUCUUCUGCGACCCGAGCUUCCCCGCCGCGCCCUCGGCGCUGGGCUUCAACGAGCUGGGCCCCGCCUCCCACAAGACCCGCGGCGUGACCUGGAGGAGGCCCACGGAACUGGUCUCCAGCCCUGAGUUCAUCGUGGGCGGAGCCACCAGGACCGACAUCUGCCAGGGAGCUCUGGGUGACUGCUGGCUGUUGGCGGCCAUUGCCUCCCUGACCCUGAAUGAAUAUGUGAUGGCAAGGGUCGUUCCCUCCGACCAGGGCUUCGGUGACGACUACGCCGGCAUCUUCCACUUCCAGUUCUGGCAGUUCGGGGAGUGGGUGGACGUGGUGAUCGACGACCGUCUGCCCGUCAAAGACGGAGAGCUGAUGUUCGUCCACUCGGCCGAGGGGAGGGAGUUCUGGAGCGCUCUGCUGGAGAAAGCCUACGCCAAGGUGAGCGGCUGCUACGAGUCGUUGUCUGGUGGUUCGACCACCGAGGGCUUCGAGGAUUUCACGGGAGGCAUCGCUGAGAACUACGACCUCCAACGACCUCCGUCCAACAUGUUCCAGAUCAUCAAGAAGGCGUUGGAGGCCGGAGCGCUGCUGGGUUGCUCCAUUGACAUCACGAGCGCCGCAGACUCCGAGGCCGUCACUCGUCAGAAGCUGGUGAAAGGCCACGCCUACUCACUGACUGGUGCUGUGGAGGUGAACUACCGGGGUCGACAGGAGAAGCUUGUGAGGAUGAGGAACCCCUGGGGUCAGGUGGAGUGGACCGGAGCCUGGAGCGACGGAUCAUCAGAGUGGAGCUCUGUGCAGGGAGAAUGUCCACACGCCAACGCAGAGGACGGGGAGUUCUGGAUGUCCUUCAACGACUUCUUGCGUAACUACUCUCGUAUCGAGGUGUGCACCCUGACCCCCGACACCAUCGGUGACGACUCCGUCAAACACUGGAGCGUCAGCAAGUUCGACGGCACCUGGAGGAGAGGGUCCACGGCCGGAGGCUGCAGGAACCACCCCUACACUUUCUGGACGAAUCCACAGUUUGUGAUCAGGCUGGAGGAGGAGGAUGACGACCCGGAUGAUGGUGAAGUGGGCUGCAGCUUCCUGGUCGGUCUGAUCCAGAAGAACCGCAGGAGGCUGCGGAAGCAAGGCGAGGACAUGCACACCGUCGGGUUCGCCAUCUACGAGGUUCCGAAACAGUUCCACGGGCAGGGGCAGGUGCACCUGGAUAAGAACUUCUUCCUGAGCCACGCUCAGACGGCCAAGUCAGAAACCUUCAUCAACCUGCGCGAGGUCAGCUCUCGCUUCAAACUGCCGCCGGGCGAGUACCUGAUCGUCCCAUCCACCUUCGAGCCGCACCUCAACGGAGACUUCUGCAUCCGGGUGUUCUCCGAGAAGCAGACGGAGACUGUACCGUGUGACGAUCCAGUCGAAGCUGAACUCGAUGACGAGACGGUGUCUGACGAGGAGGUGGACGCAGGAUUCAGAGGCCUCUUUGCUAAACUCGCCGGAGAUGACAUGGAGAUCUCGGCCGUGGAGCUCAGGACCAUCAUGAACAAGAUUGUCGCCAAAAGAACUGACAUCAAGACUGACGGUUUCAGUAUGGAAACCUGCAGGAUCAUGGUCAACCUCAUGGACGACAGUGGGAACGGGAAGCUUGGCCUCGGGGAGUUCGCUACCUUGUGGAAGAAGGUCCAGAGAUACUUGUCCAUCUACAAGAACAAUGACUCGGACAACUCGGGGACGAUGAGCACACCAGAGAUGAGAGUUGCCUUCAAAGACGCAGGUCAGGUUUCAUUUCACAGACACAGACUCUCACCGUGCGUCUGUCACCACAGACACAGACACAGACUCCAGCCACCUCAGCCAUUCUCUCAUGGGGUUCUGUGCAGAAGCCUCCGGCAGACUUCUCCAGCCCUGAUCUCAUUGGUCGACUCAGACUCCACUUGGCGGAAUCAGUUUUUCAAAGUGAAAUUGUUCUAAUCACCUUUGUGGUCCUGAUCCAGAACAGGACUAACUAGAAAGAUUAGUUAGAAGGCUAAUGUUAGUGAAUGUUCCAUUUACUUGUAAAUUUAUAUAAUUACGUAAAUAUUUUGUGACAUAAAAUGUCUAACAGAUCAAGAGUCACACACUGCCAUCCCAUUAUGUCCUUCACCAGGUGUGUGUGUGUGUUAGAGACCGUGUGUUGUGGGAGGAGCCAAAGGCCCACAGUGUGUCUAUAAACACCAUUUCUCCGGUCUGAUACUGACUCGGCCCACAUUAGGGGGCGAUAACUUUAAUAUAAACUUCAUAACAGAGAGACUCUGUGACAUCAUCGACCUCAUGACGUCAUGAGAUGAUGAAUUUUGAUAAAAGUGAUAUUAAAACCAUUCACGUGUUUGAUCUGAGUCACGUGGUUCAGGUCACAGAUCAAACACAUGAGUGAGUUUCCUUCAGUUGCUUCCUCCAGAGAAACAGAUCAACAUCAGUGAGUCAUGGUGGUUUUCCUCCUACCGACUCUGACUCACUCCUCUGUCGUUAGAGGAAAACUCUUGAAUCAUCGUCUUUCAUCCAGAGCUGUGGUUCCCUCCCAGGAAUGUUUCCUCCCAGGAAUGUUUCCUCCCAGGCCUUGGGAGGAAUGUUUCCUCUCUAAACAUCUCUUCAGUUUUCACACAGGAAUCUGCUCACUAACUUCUUCUUCUUCUGUGUUUCUGUCUCACUGAACUAAACUGGUGAUGUCUGUGUGUUUCCUCUGCUGCUGC